UUCUCUCAAACUAUUUAGUUUCUCAGUUCACCCUGACAACACCUUUAGCCUGCCCCUGACUAGGAUGUUUUAAUAUAAAUACAACCAGUAAAGUUUCAUUUCUUUAACAUUUACUAAACCCAGAUCCAAUUAUUUCCAUUUUUACAAUCAAUUCUACUCUUAUAUGCCAGUAAAAGUGUGGUUCUACAUCUUGCAUAUUUGUCUCCAUAACUGUUUGGUUUUGAAAGCCCUCUCCGAACACCCACUCUGUUACUGCUGAAGAUGUUGGCCAGUGGAAGUGUGAGCUAAAGAACUCUAAUUGAGCAUAAUUAGACUCCACUGCAUUUAUCAACAAGUUAGUCCUGUUUUUAGUGGUUUUACACAUCAGGCUUAUGAGUUGCACUGUGGUUCUGAUAACACCGUCCAUGUGUCUUGACUCGUGUACCAGUAUUGACCAUAGGGGGUGGGGGACACUGAACAUGUGUUCAGUGUUUCUAAAAUAGGAAAUUCAGUCACUGCUUGUUAGCCAAUCAAAUAAGAUCCCCACUUGAAGAGCAGAGAGCGUAUGCAGUCUCUCUACACUCAUCAAGACAUUUUGAUCAUGAUGGCAUGUCUGAAGUUUGCCUUAUACCUGACUUGUGCGUUACUGUGGAGAAUAGAACUGGCAACUAAUAAUAAAUUGUCUUCAUCUGUGCAUCAGGAUGGUGGUUUUAUAUCAGCUAAUGUUGGAGACAAUGUGACUUUGCGAUGUUUCUAUGAAGGUGAUGUUGCAGCAAUGUUUUACUGGUACAAACAAACUCUGCAACAGAAACCAAGGCUUCUCUCCUCCUUCUAUAAGCAUGAUACAAGUGGCAUUUUUUAUGCUGAAUUCAAGGACAAUCCACGGUUCUCACUUGAAACAAAUAAUGGAAAAAAUCACUUGACAAUUUUGAAUUUACAGAUUUCAGACUCAGCUACUUAUUACUGCACAACUAGCUAUUUAAACAAGUUUGAGUUUGCUGAGGGCACUACUGUCAGUGUAGGUUCAAGUGUGAACGUCCAAGCUGUGGUCCAUCAGUCGGCAUCUGAGACCAUCCAGCCAGGAGGCUCUGUGACUCUGAACUGUACAGUCCACAAUGGGACCUGUGAUGGAGAAUACAGGGUUUACUGGUUCAAAGACUCUGAACAGUCUCAUCCAGGACUCAUUUACACCCAUGGAGGCAGCAGUGAUCAGUGUGAGAGGAAACCUGAGACACAAACACACUCCUGUGUCUACAACCUGCUGAUGAACAGCUUGAAUCUUUCUCAUGCUGGGACCUACUACUGUGCUGUUGCCUCCUGUGGACACAUAUUGUUUGGAAACGGGACCAAACUGGAUGUAGAAGAUGAAGGCAACUCUUCCAACUCUCUUGUGUAUUUCUUGAGUGGAGCUUUGAUAUUCACCACCGUCAUGAUAGUUUUGUUGGCUCUCUCAUUUUACAAGGAAAUCAAAAGAAACAACUGCCAAUGUACAGGGUCUCAUGAGGGUUUUUCAGCUCCCUCCACAGCAAAUGCAGAGGUUUAUCAAGAUACAGACGACCUCCAUUAUGCUGCUCUAAGGGAACAAAACUUCAGCCGAGUAAGAAGGCAGAGGGAUGACGCUCCGAAUCAUUGUUUGUACUCAACUAUAAGGCAACAGAACUGAAUAUGUUUGAUUUGUGCUUUGUUUCCAUGUAAGAGGUCAUUUUAUUAUCAUCUGUUAAUGUAAUGUCAAUACUCUUUAAAUAGGACAGUAAGUAAACAUGAAUGAUGAUGAAUGUCAAGGCUUUGGGUUGCAGUAAAGUAGCUGAACAAGCUGGUGCAGUGACAGUACAACUGCCUGAUGUGGGUUUUUUAAUGUGUUGCACCAUAUUUCCACUAUCACUCUACUGGCUGGUCUGGUCUCUCAGUGCUCUACUGCUGAAAACAUCAAAUGUACCCUAUAUAUACGCUAAAGCAUCACAGAACCAGGCCACAUUUUUAUAUGUGGUGGCACAGGAGCUACAGCAUCCACUCCUCUGUGCUGACAAAUAUAUGUUGUAGAUGUUGCUACAAACUCAGUCAUAUAAGCAUUUUUAUAUCCUCCCUUGUGGUCUGCAGUCAGAAGAUACCUGCUAAGUCAGUCACAUGCAUAUUUAUGGCCCACUACUUUUUAUCUGUGUGGUUUCAAGCCAGAUGUCUUCACAGAGCAACUGUGCUGUCAGGUGUGCCCACUACACCUACCAGCCAGAUUAAUUGGUGGACUCUAUUACAACACCAGAUGAGAGGAAAGGGAAAACAGUCUUUAUUUGUGGUCAUACACUGAUACUACAAAAACGAAAUAUCCAAAACACACUUAGGCCAGGAACACAGUCCGAUAGCCAAAUUCCAGGUAAGCAGUCCAAAACAGAGGGGGUUAGGCAAACUUUGGUGGUCACAGGCAGGCCGUAGUCAAAACAGCAAUGAUAAAGAAAGCUGGGAAGUCUGAGCAUAGGUCAAGAACAAUCUGGCAGUUGCCAGGUGGGGGUCAGCUGCCUAAAUAGAGAGAAAACAGGUGCAAAGAAUGAGAUGCAGAUUAAGUAAAAGGACCCACACAGAGGCCAAAAACAGAAACGGGAAACAACGCCAAAGUAAAAGUACAAGAACGGAAACGGGCAGUACAAAAACCUGACACUGUGCAUUUAUAAUGCUUUGAUUCUUUUAGUUCAUAAUUAAUUUUUUUUUGAAAAGAUCACGCCCACUGAUGCU
Messenger RNA from Monopterus albus (swamp eel), 2703 nucleotides. Its product is annotated as immunoglobulin kappa light chain-like. Lineage: Eukaryota; Metazoa; Chordata; Actinopteri; Synbranchiformes; Synbranchidae. The coding region runs from base 545 to 1642 and encodes 365 amino acids. Gene Ontology annotation, biological process: response to bacterium. The transcript is spliced from 5 exons. The record is from RefSeq and is a predicted model, not a curated record.